AUGGCAGAGGAUAAGCCGCUCAGAAUUCUGAUCGCGGGGGCUGGGAUUGCGGGACUUGCGACAGCAAUCUCUCUCGCGCGUAUCUCAUCAAUUUCGAAGCUGGAUAUACAGCUAUAUGAGCAAGCUCCCGAGCUCAACGAGAUCGGAGCCAGUAUUGCGCUGAGUCCAAAUGGAAUGCGCACUCUCGAGAAGCUUGGGGUAAAUAGUGCUCUGACCGAGGAGGUCGGUUAUAGAGGGCCGAGUGGAAUUCCCCAAAUCUUCAGGCAUUGGAAAACAAACCAAGUCAUCUCAGUCGACACCCAUACGGAUGUGCCUAAUCCUCGUCAUCAUACUACUCGCUUUCAUCGGGGCCAUUUGCACGCGGCAUUGUUAGACCAUGUGUCUCGAGAAUCCAUUCACUUAGGAAAACGAGUUUCACGAGCAGAGGGCAAGGAAGAUGGAGUGUCCCUUUAUUUUGAAGAUGGAAGCAGCGCACACGGUGAUGUGUUGAUUGGGGCAGAUGGAAUCCGCUCGCCUGUGAGACAGUCAUUCAUUCCAGACUACAAACUACGAUUCACUGGCAAAGUAUUCAUGCGGGCAACUUUUGACGCUUCAUUGGUCGAGGGCAAAAUUCCGAACUUACCUGUGGAUUCAAUGCAUUGGUGGGGCCCGCGAGACAACUUUUUUGCAUCUCGGCUUGGCAAGAGGCAAUACACUACCGUCGGUGCUUAUGAUGACCCCCGCACAGCUGGAGAACUGGAGAGAACAAUUGCAUGGGACCAGCAAGGGAGUGUCGAAUUCUUGAGAGAGAGAUAUAAGAACUGGAACCCCACGGUUAGAGCUCUCACAGAGCUCACCCCUUCAACCAAUCUCUAUCCCAACUUUGCCGGCGAUGCUCUGCCAACUUGGGUCUUCGGUUCCCGGGUGACGCUUAUUGGCGAUGCGGCGCAUGCCCACGGCGGUGCUUUUGCUGCCGGAGGCUCCUUGGCACUCGAUGACUCCCUUGCUCUUGGUCUCGCUUUCAAACACGUCUUUCAACAAUCUUCUGCGGCUCCUUGUUCGUCUGAAGAUAUUCGCGAGGCAUUGGGGUUGUAUAGUAGGACAAGACAGCCGCACACGGCUCGUUUAUUACGCAUCGUACAUAACCAGAUCGAAAACAGAAAGUCCGUCCCAACGACUGAGGAGGAAGAGGAUUUUGACCUGGUUGCUAGGAUGAAGAAUCGUCCAAACACCGAGUGGCUAUCAGAGCAUGAUGUUGAAACUGCUUUUGCUGCUGUGUUGGAGCAAUAUCAGUCGGAAGAAAGAAUUGAGCUAAGUGAAUCCUUGAAUAAAGUCAACGAUCAAAGCCAAAUAAAUGGGGUACUCCAGCUCCGGCGGAGUAAAAUUUAG
This is a messenger RNA of Penicillium macrosclerotiorum, 1368 nucleotides long. RefSeq lists its product as uncharacterized. NCBI's taxonomy places the organism in Eukaryota, Fungi, Ascomycota, Eurotiomycetes, Eurotiales, Aspergillaceae. The record is from RefSeq and is a predicted model, not a curated record. Gene Ontology annotation, molecular function: FAD binding; monooxygenase activity. The transcript has 7 exons. Bases 1 to 1368 code for a protein of 455 amino acids.